Vidua chalybeata is the source of this 720-nucleotide messenger RNA. It is a transcript of the gene HOXC4, whose product is annotated as homeobox C4. NCBI's taxonomy places the organism in Eukaryota, Metazoa, Chordata, Aves, Passeriformes, Viduidae. The coding region runs from base 1 to 720 and encodes 239 amino acids. The record is from RefSeq and is a predicted model, not a curated record. The transcript is spliced from 2 exons. Gene Ontology annotation, biological process: regulation of transcription by RNA polymerase II; embryonic skeletal system morphogenesis; anterior/posterior pattern specification. Gene Ontology annotation, cellular component: nucleus. Gene Ontology annotation, molecular function: RNA polymerase II cis-regulatory region sequence-specific DNA binding; DNA-binding transcription factor activity, RNA polymerase II-specific.
AUGAUCAUGAGCUCUUAUUUGAUGGACUCUAACUACAUCGAUCCGAAAUUCCCUCCAUGCGAGGAAUAUUCGCAGAGUAAUUACAUCCCCGAGCCCGGCGCGGAGUUCUACGGGCGCAGGGAGCCGGGCUUCCAGCAGCAGCACGCGGAGAUUUUCGGGGUGCCCCGCGCGGCUUUCCCCGAGCGCCCCUUCGGCUGCGGGGGGCUGCGGGCAGCGGGGGGAGGAGGAGGAGGAGGAGGAGGAGGAGGAGGAGGAGGAGGAGGAGGAGGAGGAGGGAGGCAGCACCUGGCGGAGAAGCCGCAGCUCUGCGAGCCCCCGGGGCCGGCUCCGUGCGGGGAGCCCGAGGGCGAGCCCGGCGCGCCGGGGAAGGCUCCGGUGGUUUAUCCCUGGAUGAAGAAGAUCCACGUCAGCACCGUGAACCCCAACUUCUCGGGGGGCGAGCCCAAGCGCUCCCGCACGGCGUACACGCGGCAGCAGGUGCUGGAGCUGGAGAAGGAGUUCCACUACAACCGCUACCUGACGCGGCGGCGCCGCAUCGAGAUCGCGCACGCCCUGAGCCUCAGCGAGCGCCAGAUCAAGAUCUGGUUCCAGAACCGCCGCAUGAAGUGGAAGAAGGAUCACCGGCUGCCCAACACCAAGAGCCGCGCGGCGCCCGCGCCCGCCGAGCCGCCGCCGCCGCCCGCGGAGCCGCCGCGGCCCGAGGACAUCACCCGCUUGUAA